GGACCGCACGCGCGAGCUGGCAGGGUGUAGAUUAUUGAGAAGCUGUUAAGCGCUGCACAACUUAAAGCACGUCGCGCCGACCCUGUUCAGGACGUGCUGACGCUAGAAGAAAUUCACGAUGUCGCCGCUCCCCGCGUGCAACCCGAGUUGCGUGUGCCGGCAGCAGCUAGUGUCUGUGCAAAAUGCAAAAGCAGCAGUGCCAGCUCGCUUCGCGGCGUGCAACGCGGACCUGCUCGCUCGUCGCCGCGUGCACCUGAACGCAGCGUCCUCGGAGCUGCCGUCGUCCGCGUCCGCGGCGAACCCGAAUGUUAUUAAUGGUGCCACCAACAGCCUGGUGGGCGAUGCAGAGAAUUUCUGCAUCAUUGAAAACAGCGAGACCGUCAAGGACUUCGCGAACAUGCAGCUGAACGAAAUCUCCACCAACAUCCAGUCGCGGCGCAACAAGAUCUUCCUGCUGAUGGAGGAGGUGCGCCGGCUGCGCAUCCAGCAGCGCCUCAAGGGCGGUGAUGCCACCAAGGAGCAGGAACAGGAGCAGGAGAAGUACGUGUCGGCUCUGCCGCUCAUGCCGCCGCUGAGCCAGAAGACGCUGAACACCUACUACACCGCCUACGCGGGGCUGGUGGGCGGCAUCAUUGCCUUCGGCGCGCUGGUGGCGCCCAUCCUGGAAGUCCGGCUGGGCUUUGGAGGCACCACCUACCUGGAAUUCGUGCAGUCCAUGCACCUGCCGCGUCAGCUGGCGCAGGUGGAUCCCAUCGUGGCGUCCUUCUGCGGCGGCGCGGUGGGCGUGCUGAGCGCGCUGCUGGUGGUGGAGGUUAACGGCGUGGAGAAGCAGCAGAAGAACAGGUGCUUCUACUGUGAGGGCACGGGCUACCUGAGCUGCGGCCACUGCGUGGGCUCAGGCCUGGACCCAGACACCAAGGAGGCCUGCCCCUACUGCGCCGGCAGCUCCAAGGUCAUGUGCACCUCCUGCCUCUGCACCGGCAAGCAGCUCGCCACGGAGCACGACCCCCGCAUUGACCCCUUCUGAGCAAGCCCUGAUCGACCGGGCGAGGCGGAGUUAGCGGCAGCAGCGGGCAUUGACUGGGCCUGCGGUAGGGUGACUCGACAGGCUAAGCAGCUGUGGCCGGGUGCGGGUGUGUCCACGUAAGCCAUGCAAACGGCUACCAGGUUUGAGUUUGCAUGGAUGGCGUCAUCAAAGCUGGUGGUGAGGAUGUGUGUGCGUAUGUAUGCCAGACUCAGCAAGCGCGCAGUAUAUCAAAACAUCGUGAGUCGAGGAGUCAGUAUGUUGUUGCGGGCUUAUUCGUUGCGGUCCUAGAUACGAUAUGCGGUACGCUCCUGUGUAUACGGCGAUGUUGCAAAGCACAACUGGCGAAGUGCGGUACAGUAAUAGAACCCACCAACACCAGAGAUCUGGGCCAGAUAUGGAUGUGCAUGAGCAGCAAGGUGGGGCCCUAGGCAAGUGCGGUGGCCUCAGGAGUUCAGAUUGAAACGGCUGUGUGGUGUCCGAAGCGAUGCCGCAGGAGACAGAAGUGAGCGAUACGAAGAUUGCGAGUAGGGGUGGUGAGCAGGAGCUGUUGUUUAGUUUGCGAAUGGCAGCAGGAACUUGCCCGCAGGAAUCUAACAUGAAGUGUCUUUACAAGUAUGGGCAGCUUAUGUGGCUACGGCAGCUUAAGCCUGAGACGAGGGAGGCGUGGCCGUAUAUGUUUCAAACCGGUGACAUGCGGCUUUGAUAUAUGCUGUGGUGUUACUACCGUCUGGGACCGCCAAAUCAUAACUUGACCGCCCUUUGGCAGUUGGCACUGUGGUGAGAGUUAUGCGAACGUUCCGGAGUUUUAUGUGCAGCAGCAGUUGUCCAUUCCCCCACAAGUGCAUGGGGCUGCUUGCUCCCGGAGGUUGUAUGAACCUGAACAUUCAGUUGUGGCUGUGGCAGUGUGGCACGAAGUGCGGCGUGUCAGGAGAAAUGAGAGCAGAAGCAUGGCGAAGCGACGACGGCUACAACGUGUUGCAUAAACAAUUCGGCUGUGGGAAGGCUGUUACUGACCAACACAAGGACAGCGCAUUGUCAGGUGCGCCGUCUUUAUUUGGCGUUGUGUCGUGAAACUUCAGGUUUGUCGCAACCCAGCAAAUCAGCCGAAAGAGAGGUGGUACGCCAUGAUGAGCAAGGAUGCGAAUUACAAGUGAAGGGACAGUCCGACAAGCGGGGGCACACCGUACCCACGCCGCGAGGGACCGUCUCCGGCCCAGAGAGAAACACCCACCCCCUGGUUGACUGCCGACCUUCAUAGCGUUACGCGCAUGAGUCGAAGCCAAGCCGAAGCCCGCCAAAGCCCCACCGCCGCGUAACACCCCUCAUCUCGUUGAGCAUGAGCAAGACACUGUAAAGUGAAGCACUG
This is a messenger RNA of Chlamydomonas reinhardtii, 2393 nucleotides long. RefSeq lists its product as uncharacterized. The transcript has 6 exons. Lineage: Eukaryota; Viridiplantae; Chlorophyta; Chlorophyceae; Chlamydomonadales; Chlamydomonadaceae. The coding region runs from base 119 to 1027 and encodes 302 amino acids. The record is from RefSeq and is a predicted model, not a curated record.